GGGAGAGAGAGAGAGAGAGAAAGAGAGAGGUGCUCGUUGCAGACUCUUCAGAUUUCAUCUCCGUGUCGUCGCUGUGGGUGAGUGAUCAUCAGAGGAGGGUAGCGAAGACAUCUGCGGAAUGCGGCGCUUGAAAUCAAAGGUCUCCACCGGCUGACAGGAUACAUGGAGACAACACAAGCCUGCGCCCGUGACAAACUUGUGCAAGGGAAACCCUCGGGAGGUCCCAGUAGAAGAUGGUUUUCUGGAGGAGGAAGCAUCAUGUUGAGAAGGAACGCCGCGUGAAAGCCAAUGCACGAGACUACAAUGAAACGUUCUGUUACGCUGACAAUCGCAUCAAAACCUCGAAGUACAACAUCUUCACCUUCCUGCCCGUCAACCUCUUUGAGCAGUUGCAGAGGGUGGCAAAUGCCUACUUCAUAGUGCUGCUCAUACUGCAGUUAAUUCCAGCAAUAUCCUCCCUGUCCUGGUUCACAACCAUCGUGCCUUUGGUUUUGGUGCUUGUAAUCACGGCUGUGAAGGAUGCCACAGACGACUACUUCAGACAUAAGAGCGACCAGCAAGUGAACAACCGCCAGUCUCAGGUUCUCAUCAGAGGAAGUUUGCAGAAUGAGAAAUGGAUGAACGUUCGAGUGGGGGAUAUCAUCAAACUAGAGAAUAAUCAGUUUGUUGCUGCAGACCUCCUCCUCCUGUGUACCAGUGAGCCUCAUGGACUGUGCUAUAUUGAGACUGCAGAGCUAGAUGGAGAAACCAACCUGAAAGUCCGUCAGGCUUUGACCGUCACCUCAGAUCUGGGAGAUGUUUCAAAGCUGAUGGACUUUGAUGGAGAAGUCAUUUGUGAGCCACCAAACAACAAGCUGGAUAGAUUUACAGGAACAUUAUGCUGGAGAGACAAUAAAUACCCCCUGGAUAAUGAAAAAAUGCUUCUUCGAGGUUGCGUUCUCAGAAACACUGAGUGGUGUUUUGGAAUGGUGAUCUUUGCUGGGUUGCAAACCAAACUGAUGCAGAACUGCGGGAGGACCAGAUUUAAAAGGACCAGUAUUGAUAAGCUCAUGAACACUCUGGUUUUGUGGAUCUUUGCCUUCCUCAUAUGUAUGGGAGUCAUUUUGGCUAUUGGAAACACAAUCUGGGAGACUCUGAUUGGAAGAAACUUUGAGGUAUUUUUGCCGUGGGAUGAGUUUCAGGGCAGUGCCGUUUUCUCUGGCUUCCUCACCUUCUGGUCCUACGUCAUCAUCCUCAACACAGUCGUGCCCAUCUCACUGUAUGUCAGCGUAGAGGUCCUGCGCCUCGGCCACAGCUACUUCAUUAACUGGGACCGAAAGAUGUACUGCAGUCAGAUGGACACUGCAGCUGAAGCUCGCACCACCACUCUGAACGAGGAGCUGGGCCAGGUUGAGUUCAUCUUCUCCGACAAGACGGGCACCCUCACCCAGAACAUCAUGGUCUUCAGCAAGUGCUCCAUUAAUGGACAAACAUAUGGCGACGUCUAUGAUGAAUUUGACCAGAAGGUGGAAAUUACAGAGAAAACAGCCUGUGUGGACUUCUCCUUCAACCCUCUCUGCGACAGAAGGUUUAAAUUUUAUGAUUGCAGCCUGGUUGAAGCCAUAAAACGUGAGGAUCCUGCAGUACAGGAGUUCUUUAGACUGCUGGCUCUGUGCCACACUGUCAUGCCAGAGGAGAAGAGUGAAGGGAAUCUGGUGUACCAGGCCCAGUCACCUGAUGAGGGAGCGUUGGUCACCGCAGCUCGAAACUUUGGAUUUGUCUUCCGGGCCCGAACACCAGAAACCAUCACGCUGUGUGAGAUGGGACGAGCAGUCACCUACCAGCUGCUUGCCAUACUGGACUUCAACAACGUGCGCAAGAGAAUGAGUGUCAUUGUGAGAACCCCUCAGGGUCAGAUUAAACUGUACUCCAAAGGCGCUGACACAAUUAUCUUUGAGCGUCUGGAUCCUUCCAGUGAAGACCUCAUGUACGCUACCUCAGAACACCUCAAUGAAUUUGCAGGAGAGGGCCUUCGAACGUUAGCGCUGGCCUACAAAGACAUUGAUGAAGAUUAUUUUGAAGUCUGGACAAAGAAGCUUCUGUUCGCGAGCACUGUCAUCGAGAACCGUGAAGAUCAGCUGGCUGCUCUGUACGAGGAGAUCGAGCAGGACAUGAAGCUUCUAGGAGCAACAGCAAUUGAGGACAAACUUCAGGAGGGAGUCCCAGAGACCAUCGCCUGUCUGAACCUGGCCGACAUCAAGAUCUGGGUCCUCACAGGAGACAAACUAGAGACAGCAAUGAACAUUGGCUACUCCUGCAACAUGCUGCGAGAUGACAUGAAUGAGGUGUUUGUUAUCUCUGGCCACACGCUGCUGGAGGUUCAGCAGCAGCUAAGGAGUGCUAAGGAGCACAUCCUCGGCCUGAGUCGUGUCAGCAGCGCGGGAGAUGCUGAGAAGACUGAUAUUGGUGCACAUGACUCUGUGUUUGAGGAGGCUAUUAUAGCAGAGUACGCGUUAGUCAUCAAUGGACACAGUCUGGCUCACGCUCUGGAGCCACAGCUGGAGCACAUAUUGCUGGAUUUGGCCUGUUUGUGUAAAACAGUCAUCUGCUGCCGGGUCACUCCGAUGCAGAAAGCUCAAGUGGUGGAGCUGGUGAAGAUGCACAAGAGGGCCGUCACCCUGGCCAUAGGGGAUGGAGCCAACGAUGUCAGCAUGAUCAAGACUGCUCACAUCGGUGUUGGCAUCAGCGGGCAGGAGGGGAUGCAGGCUGUCCUGGCGUCAGAUUACUCCUUCGCUCAGUUUCGGUACCUGCAGAGGCUCUUGCUGGUACAUGGGCGCUGGUCCUACUUACGCAUGUGUAACUUCCUGGGCUAUUUCUUCUACAAAAACUUUGCCUUUACCCUGGUUCACUUCUGGUACGGUUUCUUCUGUGGGUUCUCAGCACAGACGGUGUAUGACCAGUGGUUCAUCACCCUCUUCAACAUAGUCUACACGUCUUUACCCGUACUGGCAACGGGACUUUUUGAUCAGGACGUCAACGACCAGAACAGCCUUCGAUACCCAAGCCUAUACAAACCCGGCCAACAAAACCUUCUCUUCAACAAACGUCAGUUUUUCCUGUGCACGCUGCAGGGGUUGGCCACAUCAUUCCUGCUUUUCUUUAUUCCCUACGGAGCCUUCUCCGUCAUGGUUAAAGAAGACGGCUCCCACUUUUCUGAUCAACAGGCAUUUGCUGUCACCAUAGCAACAUCCUUGGUCAUCGUCGUUAGUGUUCAGAUUGGACUGGACACACACUACUGGACAGCUGUCAAUCACCUCUACGUAUGGGGAAGCGUCGCCAUGUAUUUUGCCAUAUUGUUUGCGAUGCAGAGCGAUGGCAUAUUUGGCAUCUUUACGAGUAAUUUCACGUUUAUUGGCACAGCCCGUAACAGUCUGUCAGAGAAGAGUGUGUGGUUGGUCAUUCUGCUCACCACUGUGGUGUGUGUUGUGCCCGGCUUAGUCGUCAGAUUCCUGAGAGUACAACUCUUCCCAACUCUGACAGACAAGGUUCGUCGUCUCCAACAGACCAGAAAGAGGCAAGGAGGUCAGGAACAGAACCUGAGGCGAGUUCGCAGGACCAGCUCCCGCCGGUCCGCCUAUGCCUUCUCCCACCAACAGGGCUACGGGGAGCUUAUUACCUCAGGCAAAAAUAUGAGGAUGAGCACAGUCUCCUCUUCUCACUCCCCCGAAAGAACACCACGGAGCUCCAACUGGAUAGAAAAUAUGUUGAAGAGAAAGAAUGAAGUUUCCUGUGCUUCAUUUGAAAGCACGCCAGAGAGCAGCUCCAGAGCAAUACAGACUCCAAGGCAGCAGCUCACAGACUGACUGAGAUACUGAACACAGGACCGGAUGUGUGGAUCCUACAGAUUAAGCACAAGCUGUGAGUGUCUUUCAUUUGGGUGAAUUCAUGCUCAAAUCAACAAUACAAGCGUACCUCAUUUAUUUAUUUAUUUUUAUUAGCGAGAAUCUGAAUGUUAAAGGCCAAUCAAAGAUAUAUAUAAAAAAAAAACAGCUGUCAGAGAAAACAUUCAUCUUUAUCCUGUAAGACAUUUGGGAAAAUUGCAAAUCCUCACAGCAGAUAUAUUUCUUUCUCAUGCAUGAGUUGCCAAAGUUACAAAAUGACUUGUUGUUGUGUGGCAAAUAACCCAGUUUGAUCUCAGUGCUAUUGCUGAAACACAUUUCAGUAUCUUCAGGAGCAGCAGAACAAACUCCUGGUUCAUACUGAAAUAAAGUAAAGAAGUAAUCCUGACCACAAGUUCAAAAAGCACUUGUGACAAAAAGGACAUACACUGAAACGUUCUUCUCCACCUCCAUCCAAAGUGCUAAAACACAAAUAUUGUAAAAACUAAAGUAAAGCUGCUGAAUAUGAUAGUAAGCACAAAUCUAUUUAUUGGUUUCCAACUUUUGUGGCCAGUAUAUCCUCCUGAGACCCGAACUUUUGUUUACUAUGCAUUUUUAAUUUGGAAUGAGUAGGACCUAAGAAGUAUAAAAAUGAAGCAUCAUCUUUCAACAGGAAGUAGGUUUUGAAAUAUGUGGACACUGAGAUCAUUUCAAUAUUUAUGUUAUAAUGAAGUUACCAAAGUGUGACGAAAUAUAAAACUAUUUAUUUUAAUACCUGAACAUGACUGAGCAAAACCCAAUGUCCUCAAACGAUUACUUGCUAAUUAGGGAGGUUGUAGCUCGUUGCUAUUGAAAAAAAUUGUUAAAUU
Molecule: messenger RNA, 4726 nt
Organism: Mugil cephalus (flathead mullet)
Lineage: Eukaryota; Metazoa; Chordata; Actinopteri; Mugiliformes; Mugilidae
Gene: atp8b4
Product: ATPase phospholipid transporting 8B4
Exons: 29
Coding region: 234-3842 (1202 amino acids)
Biological process (GO): Golgi organization; phospholipid translocation
Cellular component (GO): plasma membrane
Molecular function (GO): ATP hydrolysis activity; ATP binding; magnesium ion binding
Source: RefSeq, a predicted model, not a curated record